This is a messenger RNA of Lucilia sericata (common green bottle fly), 772 nucleotides long. Its product is annotated as 40S ribosomal protein S14a. Gene Ontology annotation, biological process: translation; ribosomal small subunit assembly; maturation of SSU-rRNA from tricistronic rRNA transcript (SSU-rRNA, 5.8S rRNA, LSU-rRNA). Bases 151 to 606 code for a protein of 151 amino acids. Gene Ontology annotation, cellular component: ribosome; cytosolic small ribosomal subunit. The transcript has 3 exons. The record is from RefSeq and is a predicted model, not a curated record. Lineage: Eukaryota; Metazoa; Arthropoda; Insecta; Diptera; Calliphoridae. Gene Ontology annotation, molecular function: structural constituent of ribosome; small ribosomal subunit rRNA binding; mRNA 5'-UTR binding.
GUAAACACGGCCAUUCAAGUACAUUUGACAUGUGCUGCAAAAAUGACAUUCUAGCAGUUUUGACACUUUUGACAGCCGAAAACUGCUAGACUUUCUUUUUCAAUAUCCGGUUCACGCAAUUGGAUUGUAUUUUAAUAAAGUUAAAACACAAUGGCUCCCAGAAAGGCUAAAGCUCAAAAAGAAGAAGUCCAAGUUUCUUUGGGCCCCCAAGUACGUGAUGGUGAAUUCGUUUUCGGUGUUGCUCACAUCUAUGCCAGUUUCAACGAUACCUUCGUCCAUGUUACCGAUUUGUCUGGCCGUGAAACCAUUGCCCGUGUCACUGGUGGCAUGAAGGUAAAGGCCGAUCGUGAUGAAGCUUCUCCCUACGCCGCUAUGUUGGCUGCUCAAGAUGUUGCUGAAAAGUGCAAAACUUUGGGCAUCACUGCCUUGCACAUCAAAUUGCGUGCUACCGGUGGUAACAAGACUAAGACCCCUGGACCCGGUGCCCAAUCUGCUCUCCGUGCUUUGGCCCGUUCUUCCAUGAAGAUUGGCCGCAUUGAAGAUGUUACUCCCAUUCCCUCCGAUUCUACCCGCAGAAAGGGUGGUCGUCGUGGUCGCCGUUUGUAAACAUUUUACUUUUUCAUUUAUCGAAAAAGUUUUGUUUAUAUGGAAUGUGGAUGUGUUUUGUUUUAUAUUGUUCUCUUGGGAGCAAUGGAGACAAACAAGUUUUAUUAAUAUUUUUUUAAUAAGUGAACGUGAAUAAAAUUAUAAAUCCUAAAAAAAAACAACAAAA